Molecule: messenger RNA, 1946 nt
Organism: Cyprinus carpio (common carp)
Lineage: Eukaryota; Metazoa; Chordata; Actinopteri; Cypriniformes; Cyprinidae
Product: enoyl-CoA delta isomerase 2-like
Exons: 9
Coding region: 138-1274 (378 amino acids)
Molecular function (GO): fatty-acyl-CoA binding
Source: RefSeq, a predicted model, not a curated record
ACCCUACUUCAAAGUGUCAGAUCUUCACCUCUCACACACAAGAGCGCGCACGCACAUGCUCCCAUUCAUAAUUUCACAUAAAAGCACAUAAUGGGACACUGAAUUGUAGUGCUGUCAUUGUAAUAUCUUGAUGAUUUAUGUUCAGAGCCAGUAAAGCUGCACGUAUGCCGUGUGUUGAGCUGCACAGCACUGCUGCACUUAUGGGAGCAUCAGUAGAAGAGUUCAACGCAGCCAAAGAGAAACUAGGAGCUCUGAAGAAGGAUCCAGGGAAUGAAGUCAAACUCAAGAUCUAUGCACUCUUUAAACAGGCCACACAAGGACCCUGCAACACCCCCAAACCCAGCAUGCUGGACUUUGUAAAUAAAGCGAAAUGGGAUGCGUGGAAGAGUCUGGGCUCCACAUCACAGGAAGAGGCCAGGCAGCAGUAUGUGGAUCUCAUCUCGUCUCUGGUGGGAGCAGAAGCUCCUGCAGUGGCAGCGCAGCCCACCGGGAGCACAAAGGGCUUCCAGACCCUGCUGAUGAACACAGAAGACAACAUCACCACCAUCCGGCUCAACAGACCCGAGAAAAAAAACGCCAUCACCGUGGAGAUGUACAAUGAGCUAAUCGAAGCUUUGGAUCAUGCCGGAAAAGACGAUUCUGUCAUUACAGUGAUAACAGGCAGUGGAGAUUAUUACUGCAGUGGAAACGACCUGAACAACUUUAGAAAGAUCCCUGAGGGUGGAGUAGAGAAGAUGGCCAAAGAUUCUGGGGAAUUGCUGAAGAGGUAUGUAAAGGCGUACAUUGACUUCCCCAAACCUCUGAUUGGAGUCAUAAACGGACCGGCUGUGGGGGUGUCGGUCACCCUGUUGGGACUUUUUGAUGUUGUUUAUGCCACAGAGAGGGUGACGUUUCACACACCCUUCAGUCAGUUGGGUCAGAGUCCAGAGGGCUGCUCUUCAUAUCUUUUCCCCAAAAUUAUGGGCGCAGCAAAGGCUAGUGAGAUGCUGUUGUUUAACAAGAAGUUGACGGCCGCACAGGCCUGUGAAGUGGGUCUGGUGACUGAGGUCUUUCCUGAAAGCUCCUUCCAGGCCGAGGUGUGGACCAGACUCAGAGCCUAUGCCAAACUGCCCAGGAACUCUCUGGCUCUGUCAAAGCAGCUGAUCCGCGGGGUGGAGAAAGAGAAACUUCAUGCUAUCAACGACGCAGAGGUGGAGAGACUGAUGGAGCGCUGGCUCUCAGACGAAUGCAUGCAGGCCAUCGUCAGCUUCUUCCAGGCCAAGUCUAAACUUUGAGAAGAGUCCAUGGCCAUUCAAGCCAUUCAGCCUCUUCCCAAAAUGAACUUUCUUUGGCAGUAGUUUUUCUCAGUUGGUUGUGAAAUACAGUGUUUAAGAACAAAAUGAACAUUUACUGUACCAGAUGUGCACUUGUAACACUCAGUGCCUCACUAAUGCCAAUGCAUUUGUGUUCUUUUACAUGAGGGACACAAUUCAGUGCUCUAUACUGUAUGUUCCGUUUCAGAUGCAUCAAUAUGUGACAUUUUGUCCUGAAUACAGUUUUAAUACCUGCUUAAAUACAACCUGUAAAUGUCUUGUUUUAUAUAUUUCAUAUAGCCUAAUAUGAAAUACAGUAUGUAUUGUGUUCCUUGAAAUACUAUGCAAAUGCCUGUACAUGAUCAGCAUUAGUAUCUUCAGUGCUGGGUUAUAACUGAUUACAUGUAAUCUUUGAUUAUGCAAUCAGAUUCCAAAACUAUGUGUAAUUAGAUUAUAUUAACACUUUAAAAUACUUGUAAUCAUACUACAGUUACUUUAUUACAUGAUUACAUAUUAUUCAUACAAUAGCAAGACAUUAUUCAUAAUUUGAUUCUCCCAAAUUCUUAUUUUUCAUUAAACUCACAACCCACUGCAAUUUCUCCACAGACCUUGACAUCAUGUAAUGCUUAAUAAACUUCACAUUGUUAAUAACAA